AUGAUCCGCUUGUUCCUGUACACCCACUACUGGCCUCGGGAGCCCAGCGUUGUGAGUCUGUGGAUGUCCUCCGACAGCCCAUACCUGGAUAUACUCACCGACAAAUACUCAAAUUCGGGUGACCGGUUCCUCGCCUUCGAAGCGAUCGACCGCACCCGAGAGUCCAGAGUAGUCGGGAUCAGCGUCGCCUACAAGGUGUUCCCGUGGAUGAUUGACGAGCUCGAAGAGUGGGCGCAGGCCACGUACGCCACGCCGGAUCGCACCAGGAUGUACUUCAUGGCUUACUGCUUGAAGUGCGCUGACCUAUUCAAGAAAUACAACGCCGAAUUCAUUUACGACAUUGAAGUCCUCGGAACUGACGCAGAAUUAGCUGGUCGAGGUAUUGGUAAACUUCUCCUGGAGGCAGCUCUGAAGCAUGGUGAAGAUUUAGGCUAUACUGUGGCACAAGUCAUAGCAGUCAAUCAUUACGCUUCGAAAACUUGCUCGAAAUGCGGCAUGAAGCUGGAGUGGUCGAUGAAGUACGACGAAUACGUCGACAGAACUGGCCACCAGGUGUUCUUCCCGCGUCGACCCCACACUGCAGUCUCCGUCUACUCGAAGUUCUUUGAACCUUCCAAACAGAAGGAGGAGCCAUGUAAACCGCCAGUCUUG
This is a messenger RNA of Iphiclides podalirius (scarce swallowtail), 651 nucleotides long. Lineage: Eukaryota; Metazoa; Arthropoda; Insecta; Lepidoptera; Papilionidae. The record is from the annotation of a GenBank genome assembly.